GCCGCAUCGGCUUUUUCCCCGACACCUUCACGAACGGCUCAACAAUACUGGGCUGAGGCCACUUUACUUUUGCUGCUUCAUACACAAUGGCAUCCUAUACAUCUUAUGGACUACUCGAUCAGUUGGAAGAAGACGGACUCCACAAGUCGCGCCUUCUCAACGUCGAAGAAAAGCCCUUCAAGCGGAUCUCGAAGCGUCUCCUGAACAACGACUCGGUCCUCGUCUCGAACACAACCCUCCCCCCGACGCCUCCGCCGGAUGGAAUGGACGACGAAGCUGCGGACGCUGCGGCAGCCGCAGCGGCGGCCGAGAAGCAAAAACGGCACGAGCACUGGAGCCAGUUCCGCGACGACGUCGCCUUGGAUUUUGCCGCCUUCGAGAUCAGCAUCGCGCGCAUCCAGUUCCUCCUCACGAGUAACGAGAAGGAACGCGAGCGGUACGCGACCGAGAAGCUGGGGAUCCUGGACACCAUGCAGUCCGUCCGCGACAACACCUCCGAGCUGCGGGUUCAGCUGGAGGAGGCGCAGCGGCUGCUGGCGCUGCGGAAAAGCUACGACGAGUUGGCGGACAGGAUCACGAGCAAUCGCCUCCUCAAACCGCGCGAAGACCAACAGGCCAACCUGCAGAAGCUGCAGGCCGAGAUCACCGAUCUGGAGAAGGAAAGCAAGGAAUACGCGCAGACGUGGGCGGAGCGCCGGGAGCAGUUCGGGCGCAUCGUCGAGGAAGGCAUGCAGCUGCGUCGCUUGAUUCGCGACGAGAAGGAGGAAGUGGAGCGCCGGGAGGGGAUGCAGGAAGGCGAGGACGGCGAUGACGGCGACGUACCGUCCAAGGGCAAAUCGAGCGGGGCUAAUACGCCUCGUCACGACUCGGAGAGCCUGGCUUCAUCGCAUCAGAGCCCGGAGGAGCUUGGUCGUCUGUCGGCUGGGUUGCAAGUGGAUAGAUUCGGCACGACCGGUGCGGCGUCACCCUUGCGGCAAGUGACGGUCCCAGGUGACGAAGAGAAACGCUCGCCUGAUCUGGACACCACGAUGGAGGACGAAGGCGAGGUACAAGAAGAACUGGAAGAGGGGGAAGAGCAGGACGAUCGGACAGAUAGAAUGGAUACUACUUGAUUAUCGGAAGCCCUUAUGAGCCACCAUUAAGCGCGGAGUUAUUUGGCGGCGUUUGGAUUCAUGGUGCCUGUUAUUUACAACAAUUUUGCUUUCUUUUCCCAUGUUGUACUUUUACAAUAAUUGCCGAGUCGGCUUUGAUGCAUAGACAGAACCAGUGACAGUGGAUUUACGAAAUCUCUCGCUCCGCUGUUCUGGCCUGGGAGAUAGCCUCCUUUGCAGCAUUGAUCUGCUCGACAUUGCUUUCGGCGCCCUUCUUGCCCUCCUCAAUC
Molecule: messenger RNA, 1381 nt
Organism: Aspergillus japonicus CBS 114.51
Lineage: Eukaryota; Fungi; Ascomycota; Eurotiomycetes; Eurotiales; Aspergillaceae
Exons: 2
Coding region: 87-1112 (341 amino acids)
Biological process (GO): mRNA processing
Cellular component (GO): THO complex part of transcription export complex
Source: RefSeq, a predicted model, not a curated record